Galleria mellonella (greater wax moth) is the source of this 3162-nucleotide messenger RNA. It is a transcript of the gene Cdk2, whose product is annotated as cyclin-dependent kinase 2. The transcript has 4 exons. Gene Ontology annotation, molecular function: cyclin-dependent protein serine/threonine kinase activity; cyclin binding; ATP binding. Gene Ontology annotation, biological process: regulation of gene expression; signal transduction; protein phosphorylation. The record is from RefSeq and is a predicted model, not a curated record. Gene Ontology annotation, cellular component: nucleus; cytoplasm; cyclin-dependent protein kinase holoenzyme complex. The coding region runs from base 98 to 1006 and encodes 302 amino acids. NCBI's taxonomy places the organism in Eukaryota, Metazoa, Arthropoda, Insecta, Lepidoptera, Pyralidae.
UUUAUCUGGCAAUACUAUAGUAUUCUCAAGAAUGAAACUUGUUAUAAUAAUUCUUAAAAUAUUUUUCUAAAAUUGGAAGCUUAAUCAAUGAUUAUCAAUGGAUAAUUAUUCCACCGUAGAAAAAAUUGGGGAAGGGACCUAUGGCGUAGUGUAUAAAGCAAAAGAUCGGACAACAGGACAAGAAAUCGCAUUAAAGAAAAUUAAACUCGAGAAUGAGCCGGAGGGGGUGCCGUCGACGGCGCUGCGCGAGAUCUCGGUGUUGCGCGAGCUGCAGCACCCGGCCGUGGUGCAGCUACUCGACGUGCUGCUCACCGAAAACAAGCUCUACCUAGUCUUUGAAUUUCUGCACAUGGAUCUCAAGCGGCUCAUGGACCUCACCAAGGGCCCCCUGAACCUCGAUCUCGCCAAGAGCUACCUGCGGCAGCUGCUGGAGGGCAUCGCGUACUGCCACGGGCGGCGCGUGCUGCACCGCGACCUGAAGCCGCAGAACCUGCUGGUGGACGCGGAAGGCCACAUCAAGCUGGCCGACUUCGGGCUGGCGCGCGCCUUCGCCAUCCCCGUGCGAGCGUACACGCACGAGGUCGUCACGCUGUGGUACCGCGCGCCCGAGAUCCUGCUCGGCGCCAAGUUCUACUCCACCGCCGUCGAUAUCUGGAGCCUCGCCUGCAUAUUCGCAGAGAUGGCGAGCGGGCGCACGCUGUUCCCGGGCGACAGCGAGAUCGACCAGCUGUUCCGCGUGUUCCGCGCGCUGGGCACGCCGGGCGGCGGCGUGUGGCCGGCGGCGCGGCGCCUGCCCGACUUCCGCGCGGCGUUCCCGCGCUGGCCGGCGCGGCCGGCGCGCGCGCUGCUGCCGGCCGGCGUGCGCGGCUCGCCGGCCGGCGCGCUGUUCGAGGGCAUGCUGCGCUACGAGCCCAGCCGCCGCCUGGCCGCGCGCGCCGCGCUCGCGCACCCGGCGCUGCGCGGCCUGCCGCUCGUGCGCCCGGCACUGUCCUCCCCGUCACACUAGCAACUAGCCUACACCGCGCUCGCUGCAAAUACACGCUUUCAACAUGUUUUGUAUCAUUCUUUAAACUUCUGUUGUUAACGAUAUAACGGAAAUUUUGUGAAACUACAAGCGUAGCGAGAUAGACAUGUUUUAUGUCACCUGAAAGUGAUUAGCUGCCGCCGGUGCCGCCGCUGCAGAGCGAUCGAGGAAUUCUUAAGAUAGGGACCUACCGAUUAGGCCGAGAGCUCGUCCCGUAGGUACUAGGUAACUAGUAGACAUACUUACCUCUUUAAUAAUUACAGUAUUAUAGCGACCGAUUAAAAAAUAUUACAAUUAAGUUUCCGACGGUCCAUAGAACUGUAAUUUCGCGUAGUGAUCAAAUUAAAAUAUUAGGUUAAGAGAUAGGAUCGGAGAAAUGGCGUCAUGAAAGCGGCCUCGACCAAUACUCGACUCGUCAUACAAUUAUCAAAAAAUACAAAGAGAUAACGUAUUUUCACUGCACACAAUACUGUGGAUAAAAAGUAACUCCGCUUCAAAAUGAAAUAGAAUAUGUUUCAUAUUAUACUAGCGAUCUGUCCCGGCUUCGCACGGGGACCAUGAAAGGACACUUUAGCUUAAUAUAAUUUUAGUUUAAUAGGCAAUAUUUUGCCUUACAUUGUUGUAAUUUUGGCAGGGUCCGUUUUUAAACAAUAUAUAACUUGUUUUUAGCUGAUAAUGUACUUUUCUAUAAGUAAAAAAAAAAAAAAAAAUGAAUAAUCAUUUGAGUAGUUUCUGUUUAUGCAUUACAUACAAACAUACUAAAAUGUAAUCUUUCCUCUUUAUAACAAUAUAAUAAUAAUGUAUUAUAUAAACUGGCUGUUGCCCGCGUUGUUCUUUUUUUUUAAUAGAUGAUAAUGAAAUGGUGGUGAAUGCCCGCGCUAACGGUAUACACCGGCGGGGCACCAGUGAGGGUGAAGCAGGUCAAUAAUCCCAUCGUGACAAAAUGCAACAAUAAAUCAAUCACGAUGCAGGGAACAGCGUCGAGAUGUCGACCUGAUAGGCUAUAUUGCUAGCAAUGGGGUUAUUAAGUUCAAUUGCUAACAAUCUCUCCUCCUUUGCUCGCGUGGUGUCGUGCGUGUUUCCCGUUAAUGUUGAAACCUCAACAUCUUGGCAGAUCCUCACGUUAUACAAUAGAUUGUGUUCCAAAUGUAAGCUCUGUUAGGCGCAGUAGUCGUCCCUGUGUAGUGCAGUACGAAAGAUUGCAUAACAACAAAUGCAAAGCAAUAGCAGUACGUUGUAUUAGAAAGGUUGUGAGUGCGCGCUCUGUUGCGUGAUGCACUUUGAAUUAUUUAUUUUUAAUCUUUCAUUGUCCUUGAGAUGUAUAGAACCGGAAAUUAAUAAAUAACGCAUAAUAGUCUGUCUGUAUAGUUGAGCGCUACUUCAGAACGCCCGUACAUAUUUGGCUAUAAUUUUAUUGUUGUUUGUAAUUGUCAGGAUAAGGUUUAUACCUAUAUAAAAAAAAAUGUGUGAAAAUAAAAAAAAAUCAUAUGGAAAAUUAAAAAAUGUAGGUUAAAGAAUUUCAAUAUAUAAAAGUGAAUGAGACAAGACAGCAGGAUUUUUUUUUAAUGUUGAAAAAUUUAUAUGUUGUCUCAUUUUCUUCAUUAGUUUAAAAUAAGUAAGGUAAAAUGUAAAUUUUCAUAUAGCUACAGUACGGCGGGGCGCCUCAGCAGUGGCAGGUUGAUGGGCCACGAUGAUUACACAUGUGCUAUUGAAGAAAUUAUGCAACAUGAAAAGCAUAUCAAAACUAAACGGAAUUUACUGUCACGUAAUCAUUAAAAGCACACCUCACGGCGGACAUGUCAUUGUAUUUAACGAGGUUUGUAACAAUAAACGGGUGAUGUACAACGACACUCGUUGUAUUGUAGUAGUUUUGUAUUUUAAAAUAUUGUUUAUUACAGUCAUGAUAUGAAUUGUUGGAAAUAACGCGAGCGAACGUAAACUUAUCUCUAUGAUCUCUUCCAGCGAAUGCAACACAGUGAGACAGGAGGACAGCUCUCGAGUAUUGUUAUAUGUGAUUUCAAUGAUAAUUAUUGUAAGUUCCGUUUACAAGUUGACUAGUAACCGUCGCCUGUGUCGCACGCGUCAUUCUAUAAGUAUUUCAGGGGUUCUCAAUAAAACAAAUUAUUCAAGUGCUAAUU